UGUCCAUGUCCUUCCCGGCUCAACGGCUUUCCCUCAUCACUAACGCUGCUCUGACACGGAAUAACUGAAUCUGAAAGUGAAAAAUCUUGAUUUGUUUUUAAAAGGACUGAUAUCUCUCUAACUGAGUCCAAUGGCGCAUAGGAUACUACUUUUAUUUCUUCUUUACAGAGUUCUGAAUGGUCAAGAGAGCAAGCUUCCCUCUGUAAAAGAGUGCUGUGAAGUUGGGCAGUUAAUGGGCCUGAGAGGACAGAACUGUGCAGCUCUGCCCCCGUUCACCUCCCGCAUCUGCAGCAUCACCCAGGAGCAGUGCUGUCGGUCCGUUGCAAGAGACAGAGCCUGUAACAACGGCCUCGAGAUGGCACGUGGGCAAGGGGCCUGCGAGAGGCCGUUCUUCACAGGAUUAGACUCCGAAACCCAAACAUCGCGGAUAUGUUGCGACUGCUGCACACUCGGCCUAAUGGCUGCACGCAUGGGUUUGAGCUGCGAGAUCUCCGAUCUGCAGCUGGGAAGGCAGUGCACAGAUGCUGCUAAAACCUGCUGCGAGGAGCCAGAGGGAUCAGCAGAAGCAACAGCAGAGAAUGAAGGGGUCCCAACUCAGCCUCCAGAGCAAGCAGACGCCUGCAGAGACUCCAACUGCUCCCAGGUGUGUGCAGAUGAUGGUAAAUGUGCCUGCCGUGAGGGAUUUCAACUGAACAUGGAUGGAGUGACUUGCCAGGAUAUUGAUGAGUGCAGACAAUAUCCCAGAUGGCUUUGUGCCCACCAGUGCGAGAAUACAGAGGGGUCAUAUCAUUGCACUUGCCGGACUGGCUUCAAACUGGCUCAUGAUGGCAGCAACUGUGAAGACAUUGAUGAGUGUGCUUUGUGGACCCACGACUGCGGCACAAACUUUGUUUGCGUCAACACACCAGGCUCGUUCUUCUGCCACCUGAAGAAGGGGUGCGGGGACGGUUACGUCCAGGAUGCUGCCAGCAGCUGCAUCGGUCAGUUUCACACUUUGGUAAAAAACAUUCAACAGAUCAAAGACGAACUUUCUAGCUGGAGGUUUUUUUCUCUGUCAAUAGACAUUAACGAGUGUGUGGCCACAAUCAGUCCGUGCCGGCCUGGCCAGACCUGCAUCAACACCGUGGGCUCCUACAGGUGUCGCAGUAAUAUAGUCACCUGUGCACGAGGCUACCAUCUAACUGUGGACGGCAAACAGUGUGAAGAUGUGGAUGAGUGCCUCACAGGUAACGUGUGUGGUGGCAUCCACGGCUGCAUCAACCUGGAGGGGUCAUACCACUGUGAAUGCCGAAAAGGCUUUGCAUUCAACAGCAUCACCAAGCUGUGUCAAGAUAUCAAUGAGUGCACGAGUCAUCCCGGUCGACUCUGCGCCCACAAGUGUGAGAACACAGAGGGGUCUUUCCUCUGCAGCUGCGCAACCGGCUUCCAACUGGCACACGACGGCAGGAACUGCGAAGAUAUAAAUGAGUGUGAGAGCAAACCUUGCAGCCAGGAGUGUGCCAACAUAUAUGGAUCCUACCAGUGCUACUGUCGCCAUGGCUAUCAGCUGAGUGACAUGGAUGGGAUAACAUGUGACGACAUAGACGAGUGCAUGCUGCCUAACGUCUGCUCCUACCGCUGCAUCAACACUCCUGGAGGUUUCAACUGUACCUGCCCCCCGAGCGGCUACACACUCACCGAUGAUGGACGCACCUGUCAAGACAUCGACGAGUGUGCAGCAGGAACUCACACCUGCUCUGCCUCCGAGCAGUGCUUCAACAUCCAGGGAGGAUUCCGCUGUCUGCUCUUCAAAUGUCCUCCAAACUUCAGCCAAGCAGCACAGGGGCCAAAAACCGAAACCUCAAUCGUCGUGCGCUGCAUUAAAACCUGCCCGAGACACGACACCGGCUGCAUCCGCAACCCCGUCCACAUCGUCACCUCCACCGUCUUGUCGCUGCCGACCAUGAAGCACUUCAAAGAGCCAGAAGAGAUCGCGGUGCUGCGUACCAAACAGGCUCCUCUCCCCAACCAGCCCGAUGUUUACUUUGACAUCGUGGCCACAGAUGAACACUACUCCUUUGAUGUGGUGAAGCGUUCCCACCAUGGAAAGAUUGUUGGUGUGAUCCGGCAGGUGAAGCCGAUCAUCGGUCCCAGAGAGCUGGUGUUGGAGGUGACCAUGAACUACGUCCUCGCCGGGGUCGUUUCCCAACAAAACAUCGUCAUCAUUCACGUCUUCAUCUCUGAAUUCUGGUUCUGAAAAAGGAGCGCACCGUCUGUAAAUACAACACAGACGGUUGGAAAUACUUGAGGAUGAAUGUUAUGAUAUUGCUUUCAACACAAGUCUGGUUCGAUCGGGGUGGUUCUGAACCGGCCCGGAGGCCAAGAUGCAAGAAAUAUUAAGAACUGUCUACAUGAAUAAUUAUCCUCAAUUUGUUCUUAAUCCACAUUGUAAAAACCAGACUAUACAAAUGUGUGGUAUUUAUUUUACACAUCAAUGUGCCACAGUUAUACAAAGCUAAAGACAUCCUUGGGCUGAUCUGGACCUCUAGCACAUUGAGGUCCAAACAACACCCUGGAUUUUAAGCUUCUAGAUGUGCCACAUUUCUUUUGUUUUGUUUUGAGUUGUUUUUUAUGCUAAAUGUUGAAAGGAUUUCUGGUAAAUGAAUGGCACAAGACUCAAAUUCACAUCCAAAAGCACUGAAUUCAGCUACAAAUGCAACCAGGAACCGAUCCAGGCUAUUAGUUGAUUUAAACAGUUUUUCAUUUGCACAUAUUGUUUAUAUACUGAUAGAAAAAACCUGCUGCCAAUAAAAUACUAGAACGUGAGAUUGAGCUGUGUGCUGCUCAGUGUGAUGGUUCCAUGCCAGUUAAUCUAACCCUUGAGGGGAAAAAAGAAAACCUAUGUUUAUUGGACCUUGGAAAAUGCUUAGGUUCUAGUCCAAAUGCUUUUGCAGUGACUAAUGUUUGACAUUUGGUUCUGUAAGAGAAGUUUUAUGAUUUUUGGGACUUGUUCCAAACCUCACCAGUCAGAUAUUUCUCCCUGAAGUGGGCUCAGUUUUGACCUGAACAUCCACAAAAAUCUAAGAAUUUAGCUGCUGUUGACAAAUGUUUUAUAUUUAUAUACUUGAUAGCAGUUAAAUAAAAUCUGCUUCACUGAAGGAUCUUCCGUCUUUACUUUUCUGCAACCACAUUUUUGUUCUGUAAAGUAUUACUUACACAUACAGAGGCUUCAGUCCUCGAGCAGGUGGUCCAGGUUCCAGUCCCGGCCUGCAACCCUUUGCUGCAUGUCUUGCUGCCAAUAAAGGUCAUUAGAGCCACAAAAUAAAAAUUAUUAAAAAAAAAAGAGUAUUGCUAUUCAAAUCUAAAUGUUUUUCUGCCCUGCAUAGAAAAAAACAACUGCAAUUCAUCCAGUCAGAGCUGCAUAGAACUUUUUUCUUUUUUCAAAAUCUUUGACAGUUAAUUUUCCAAAUAAUAAUGUUUUAUAUGUCUUCAAAACGUUUCUAUGUGAAUGUGGAAAGAACUGGGUGAGAAAGUGUUGAAAUCUUUAUUUGCUAGUUCAUAAUUAUUUGAAAAUACAAAUUCUUCAGACUUUUCGCUGGUUGUAUUAGCAGUUUUGUUUUGUUCAC
This is a messenger RNA of Cololabis saira (Pacific saury), 3605 nucleotides long. Its product is annotated as fibulin-1-like. Lineage: Eukaryota; Metazoa; Chordata; Actinopteri; Beloniformes; Belonidae. Gene Ontology annotation, cellular component: extracellular region. Gene Ontology annotation, molecular function: peptidase activator activity; calcium ion binding. The record is from RefSeq and is a predicted model, not a curated record. The transcript is spliced from 16 exons. Bases 131 to 2236 code for a protein of 701 amino acids. Gene Ontology annotation, biological process: extracellular matrix organization.